Messenger RNA from Adineta steineri, 440 nucleotides. The record is from the annotation of a GenBank genome assembly. Lineage: Eukaryota; Metazoa; Rotifera; Eurotatoria; Adinetida; Adinetidae.
AAGGUUUUUAUAUUAUCGCUUAUGGCCUUGGAAUAUUUUUACUUAACCAAUUUAUUCUUUUUUUAACACCAAAACAAGAUCCAUCAUUGCGUGAUGUGGAUGAUGAUGAAGGUGAUCAUGUACCACGUUUACCAACACGAUCAACAGAUGAAUUUCGACCAUUUAUGCGUCGUCUACCUGAAUUUAAAUUUUGGUAUACAACAUUUAAAGCAAUAGUUAUCAGUUUAAUAUUAACAAUGUUUUCCAUAUUUGAUAUACCAGUAUUUUGGCCAGUACUUGUCAUUUAUUUCUUUACAUUAUUCUUUUUAACAAUGAGACAACGUAUAGCACAUAUGAUACAAUAUAAAUAUGUACCGUAUUCAUAUGGAAAAGCAAAAUAUGCUGGAAAAAAUGAAGGACCACCAGGUGGCGCUCCAGGAAUUAAAAUUUCAUCAUAUUAA